Molecule: messenger RNA, 574 nt
Organism: Neocloeon triangulifer
Lineage: Eukaryota; Metazoa; Arthropoda; Insecta; Ephemeroptera; Baetidae
Product: transmembrane protein 216-like
Exons: 3
Coding region: 185-574 (129 amino acids)
Biological process (GO): non-motile cilium assembly
Cellular component (GO): ciliary transition zone
Source: RefSeq, a predicted model, not a curated record
AACAUUGAACCCCGACAUCUAGCGGAGGGUGAAAAAGACAAUUUGACAGAUAAAACACCAAGGGCGCCACAUUCCUGAGCUGAAGUUAUAAAAAUAGAGUUGAAGUUGACUUGAGGUUUUGUCUCUUUUGAAAAACUAACAAUUAUUAAAGAAGCACACAAAAAAUCCUGAAAAUUAGACGAAGAUGGGCUCGUCAUUAACCCUGCAGAUAUUGCUUUACCUGUCCACCUUUUACUUUGGAAUGUUCAUGCUUUGCGAAUUUGGGCUGCUUAUAUUUAAGGGAAUGCACCUUCCCUACCCAAGUUCUGGAAUGUGGAUAGACGGCAUCUUAUUGAUUUUGCUCGGAGUGAUUGAAUCCUUCAGACUUCUCGAGGGACAAAAAGCGAACCUAACAAAUAUGCAAAACAGAAUGGCCGUGUCUCUGGCUCUGUGCAUUCCAUCAUCUCUGGCAGUUAUUUACUUUGCUGCGUGGCAAAACUAUGUUCUGCGCCUGGAACUUAUUCUCUGCAUCAUUCAACUUGGCAUGCAAUUAAUAGAAUUUGUUUUGGGGGCUGUUGAAUUGAUUGGUAGAUGA